CAGUCUGCAGCGAGUGGCAAACCGCAGGCUCUGCCGUCACGGUGACGUAUUAGUAGGAAUAAAAGGGGAAUACCCCACAAUCCCCGCAUUGCAAGCGAUCUCGGUGGCCGCAGUCGAAUUCUUUGUCUCGACGUCGCCUUUCUUUCAAUCACCUCCAUCUCUCUCCAUCGCUGUCUCCGUCCAAGCCAUCACUGAUCCCACUCUCAUUCUUCCAGUCUCCUCUUCGUCCUCGUCCGCCUCCUCCGCCACUCCUUGGUCCGCGAACGCCCCGCCACUAUCCCCCCCUUCUUCAAGAUGAGCGGGAUAGACAUCUUUCCAACCGGCACGGGCUCACCUCCUCCCCCCUCAGCUCCUUCACAAUCUGUGGGGGCCACCAUCUUCCCCUCGCCAACAGCGCCAUAUCGGGACCGCGGUCCAGGCGCAUCCACAAAUGGCGUAUACUACCUUGUUUUUCUCGGCGUGCUUCUCGCCCUCAUUCUUCUCGCGGCAGCGCUUACGCUGCGGAGCUAUCGGAUGCGCGCGCGCUACCGCACGCAAACGCAACUGGCGAUCGCCCGCGGCGACGCCCCCACAGGCUGGUGGGGCGACGACAUGUGGGGCGUCCCCUGGGCUGGCCCGGCGCGGCCCCCGCGCCGCGAACGCCGCUGGAUGCCGAUCCCCGUGCUUUUCGACGCGGUGCCCGUGCCCGCGCCCGAGCCCAAGUUCGUGAGCGAGAAGGGCAAGGCGGUGGAAACGGAUCUGUGGGACGAUAUCCAGCCGUUGACGAUCCACUCGCUUCUCCCGCCCGACCCCGAGCCCGAGCCAGAACCCCAGCCGGCCCCCGAUAGCGUGCGCCUCCGCCCCCCCGGCGCAGGCUUCACGAACUUCAGACGCCGGAUGGGUCUCGACGCCGCCCUCCCCGACCCGCCACCACCGACGCCGCGCGCGCCCGAAAUGUCCCGUCCGCUCGCGGACGCCGAGCCCCUCCGCGUCGCCGUCAUCGUGCAGAUGCCCACGGAGUGGGAGUGUGACGCUUCCUCGGCGCUCAGCGACGACGACGAAAUCGGCUGGCGGCCGGGCAUGGAGAUCGGGGUGUGGGAGGGCGUCGUGGAGGGCUCAGGCGGCGUCUCAAGCGGCGUGGACACCUCCGAAAUAGAGCCCACGCACACGUUCUCGCAGGAGUUCGCCCCGCCCCCCGGCCCCCCGCCUCUUUCGGUCCACCCCAACCCGUAUGUCCCGUACCAGCGUCGCACGUUGUCCGUCGACACGAGCGACGCAGGGAGCGGGAGCACGCUGUGGACGCCGGCCAAGCCGGGCUUCUCGCCUGCCAAACCCUCGUUCUCGCCCUCCAAACCCGGGUUCUCGUCCACCCAGCUCGAGGCCACGCCAGAGGUCCCCUCCACAUCGACGUCGGCGGCGACGUCGCGCCCUCCCCCUCCGCCCUCUUCUGGCUAAACACGUCCAUACCCACCCAUAGACUUUCUUGUACGCGCUGAGUUGCAGCCCUAUGUUUGUAAUGUAUUUGGUUCCGCGC
Molecule: messenger RNA, 1513 nt
Organism: Cutaneotrichosporon oleaginosum
Lineage: Eukaryota; Fungi; Basidiomycota; Tremellomycetes; Trichosporonales; Trichosporonaceae
Source: RefSeq, a predicted model, not a curated record